Molecule: messenger RNA, 7392 nt
Organism: Solenopsis invicta (red fire ant)
Lineage: Eukaryota; Metazoa; Arthropoda; Insecta; Hymenoptera; Formicidae
Gene: NLG-4
Product: neuroligin-4, Y-linked
Exons: 14
Coding region: 1483-4236 (917 amino acids)
Biological process (GO): modulation of chemical synaptic transmission; postsynaptic membrane assembly; neuron cell-cell adhesion
Cellular component (GO): synapse; postsynaptic membrane; cell surface
Molecular function (GO): signaling receptor activity; neurexin family protein binding
Source: RefSeq, a predicted model, not a curated record
CGGAGCUUUCCAUUCCGGUGCCGUAGUCCGUCUCGCGAACCUCGCGGUGACGUUACACACGUCGCGUCGUGCCGGGUACCCGUGCCGCCCUGCAUCGUUCGAGGGUGGCUACGCGUCGUCGCUAGGUCCUUUAGGGUGUCAACGGGUUUGCGAUAAUCCGGGCGUCGCACUGCGCGCGGCGUCGCGGCGCCGCGUUCUCCGUUGCUAUUGUGAACGGAAUGCGCGCGGACGCGUCGUCACUGCUCCUGCGAGGGUUGAAACAGCAUCCCCUCGGACUCACUUCCGGUAAACGCGGACCGGAAGACGCAGCUUCGCGCUAUUCGAAUGUCCGACGUUGACGUUGAAAAGUGUGAUGCAGUGUUGAAGAUAUCGAUAACACCCGGGAAAGUUAAUAAAUGCCAAUUUGUUCAAGAUUGAAGAAUGUCAAAAAAUCGAAAAGCCUAUUCGAGACGAGGGGAAAAUACCUAAAAAUUAUGGACUGAAACAUGUAACAAUUAGUUAAGUUGUUUAUAAACGUCAAAACUGAUUUUUAAAAAUUAAUUUAAACAGUAGCAACGAAAAAUUGAAAUACUGGAUAUUUCUAUACCGUCUAAAGACUGUUCGUGCGAUUAACCAGACGGAUCAUAGUAAUAUAUCAGUGAUAUCGGAUCGCUGUAAAAUUGUUUGCCCUGCCCAUAAAUGAGGAACAGAUUAACUGGCGAGGAAGAUGAAAUUUUAGGAUAAAGAAGAUUCAUCGCGUCAUAAAUUUGUGCAGUGUGCAGUUCGAAGAUUAAUCAAAAGUUUGCGUGUUAAUUAAGUUAAUUUAACUCAACUCUCCGUUGGCUACUAUCUCAGUCAUUCAUGAAACGGUGUGAAUAUGCAUUUGUGUGAUUGUGCGUUUAUAGUGAUUAUUGAAAAAAUGUGAAUUUGUGCGUAAAGUCCUUCCUCUUUUGAUUCCACCGAUUUCAAGGAGUCCUUCUUAUUUAUAAAUGGACACUACAAGCAGCAGUUCGAAACUUAGUGAGAUUUAAUAUUCAAAAUUCAACUAAUUCUUAGAAAAGAAAAAUAAUUACAAUUAGUUGUACAAAAUAGUAGAUAAAAACAAGAAAAAGAAUAUAAAAUGUUUCCAAAUUUACGAAAUAAGCUUUUGAGAAGUACAAGAGUUAUAAUAAUAAAGACUCAUUUUUUUGACAAUUAAUUUGAGAAAGUAAAUUGUCAUUAUUUAUUUUUAUUAUUAUUGAGUGUAUUAAACAAAAUGCUAAAAAACAUUCCGGGUUGAACUUAGCUGAUAUUGUUCAAUAGUUCCCGGAAAUCCCAGAGAGAGGAAGUCAUGACUCACUUAUAUGAGAAGCCCACCGGGAUGGAGGAGACUCGACAAGCAUCGUAAUUAAUCGUGCAAGCGUAAAUGAGAGACGAUCGUUGCGGAACGCGGAGGUGAUCCAUAGAUCGUGUCGGGCGCGAUCAGUCGCCGUAGCGCGGGCGAGGCGAGGGAAGGGUGGCAAGAUGGAACUCUUCCUGAUCCUCGUUUGCCUGAUCGCGCCGCCCGCCCUCUCGCUUUCCAUCAAAAGUAAGGUCAAUCCCCGGAUCGUCCAGACGCGCUACGGCGAGGUGCAGGGCGUAACGAGGUCCUUCGAGUAUGCCAAGUACCUCAAGCCGAUCGACGUGUACCUCGGAUUACCCUACGCCACGCCGCCGGUCGGCAGCAACCGCUUUUCCCCAACGAGAGCGCCGAGUCCUUGGGAAGGAGUCAGAUUAUCGGACUCGGUGGGUCCAGUCUGCCCCCAAAAGCUGCCGGACAUCGCAAACGAGCAGGAAGCGCUCGAGCGAAUGCCUAAGGGAAGACUAGAGUAUCUGAAGAGAUUGCUGCCUCAUCUGCGUAACCAGAGCGAGGAUUGCCUCUAUCUGAACAUCUACGCACCUGCCAUGGGCAUGGCGGAGGGCGGCAGGAAGCAUCCGGUGUUGCUGUACAUUCACGGUGAGAGCUACGACUGGGGCAGCGGAAACCCCUACGAUGGCAGUGUCCUAGCGAGCUACACCGACCAAGUGAUCGUCACCAUGAACUACCGGUUGGGCGUGCUCGGCUUCCUGAACGCCAACGUGGCGCCGCAGACCAAGGCAAGGGUCGCAAAUUAUGGCCUCAUGGACCAAAUCGCUGCCUUGCACUGGGUUAAAGAGCACAUCGCACGUUUUGGAGGUGAUCCCGAAAAUGUCACCCUCAUGGGCCAGGGCACCGGGGCCGCAUGCGUGCAUUUUCUCGCCAUUAGCCCCACCGUCAUUCGGGGAUUAUUUAAGAGAGCCAUACUACUGUCUGGCAGCGCUCUUUCAUCCUGGGCCGUGGUGGAAGAUCCUGUGUCUUACGCUCUGAAAUUAGCCAAAGCUGUCAACUGCUCCAUUCCUGAUGAUCUUCUCAAAGAUAACGAGCUUAUAGUCGAUUGUUUGAGGGAAAGCAGUCUAGACGAUCUGAUGCAAGUCGACAUUCAGCCCCCGACGUUUCUUAGUGCGUUUGGUCCAAGUGUCGACGGUGUCGUCAUCAAACCAGAUUUUCAAAAGGACCUUCUGUCCUACCUCGGUCCUGAGUUUCAAGGAUUUGGUCCACUCCCCAAAAAAGCUGAACACGGCGCACCAAUCACGAGCAACAACAAGUAUGAUUUAUUGUUCGGCGUGACAACGAGUGAAGCUUUGUGGAAGUUUGCAGAAAAAGAUGUCCUGCAGGGAUUUGAGGGAGAAAGGAGAGACAGAAUCAUUCGUACAUAUGUGAGAAAUGCCUACGUCUAUCACCUCACUGAAAUAUUUUAUACGGUGGUAAAUGAGUAUACUGACUGGGAGCGAACAGUUCAGCAUCCUGUCAACACGAAGGAUGCGUGCGUGCAGGCGUUGAGCGACGCACAGUUCGUGGCACCACUUGUACAAACUGGAGAUCUCUUCACCCUGAGGCACACUAAGAAACCGAAUAGUCCUCACAUCGCCCCGAUUCUCGAUAGUGAAGAAGAACCCAUGCCUAAGACUUACUUUUAUGUGUUCGACUAUGAGAUGAGAGACGGCGAUUAUCCUCCGAAAAUGGGCUCGGUACACGGCGAAGAGCUUCCAUUCGUCUUCGGGGCACCAUUGUGGGUGGAGGGAUUUGGCCAUUUUCCGAAAAACUACACGAGACAGGAAAUGGCACUCUCGGAGAGUAUCAUGCAGUAUUUUGCAAACUUUGUGAAAACUGGAAAUCCAAACAUUAUCGAUCAUCAUGGGAGAAACGAGACUCUUUUACCAGCUAGUAGAGAAAAGAGUCGAUUUCGCAGUUUGUCCUGGGAACAAUAUGAUCCAGUACAUCAAAAAUAUUUAGAAAUUGGAACAAAACCGAAAAUGAAGAAUCAUUAUAGAGCGCAUCAGCUGUCGGUCUGGUUGCGCCUCGUCCCAGAGCUUCAUCGUGCUGGAAUGGAGGAUGUCGAUUCCAGGCACAACUUGUUCCGUGGCCAUAGCGACCCUAGUUUAUACGACGGCUUCGUGAGACCAGAUCCUCUCAGCAGGAUCAGCGAAGAGUUCAAGAGGAAGAACCUUAGCACGGAUCCACCAACCACGACGGAUUAUAGCAUCACGACAUGCGUCAGCCUUAUUCCGGGCACCAAUCUUCAAAACGUCCAUAAUGCCAGCACCGACACUUUAGCCAGCUUGGACGCCGCUGGGUACGCGGCGUAUUCGACAGCUUUGAGCGUGACAAUCGCGAUCGGCUGCAGUUUGCUAAUCUUAAAUGUCCUGAUAUUCGCCGGCGUCUACUAUCAAAGGGAUAAAACGCGACUUGAGGUCAAGAGCCUUCAGCAGCAACAGAUGUUGAAUCAACAAUGUGGUCCUCGCGGUUUCACCGAACUGAAACAGCCACCACCUCCACAUUCCCAUUACGCUGGUGGAGGCCAAGUAAUCGUCGACGUCGAGAAUGAAAUGUUAAGAAGGAAUGUAAUGAAAGGUCCUCCUAACGAUUCUAGCGUACCUUUUCAAGGCCAAGGAACUCAUACACUGCCUCAUCAACAUCAUUAUCAAAAGCAACAUCAACAACAGCAUGCUACUCUCCCUCGUCAUUCUGCUGUCACUUCAGUCAUUCAAGAUAUAAAUACGCAAACUCAAGGUCCUCCAAACGGAUCCAUCCAUUUGACGGUUCCUCGGGCUCCUCCGCCGCCCAGAGCGAAGAGUCCGCCAGAGAAUCAGCCUCUUCUGCAAAGCGCGACAGUUUCUAGUCGUGUGUCGCAGGCGACAAUGAGUGAGAUGCGAGUGUGAUGCUUAGACCCCCCUCCGAAGCCAGUCGUCCCGGAUGUCCUCACAGCGUCGACCUUACUCUAGGCAGUUGGUCAUAGACCUGUUGAAGUAGCUUUGAAUAGCUACUAACAUUUCGACAGGUCGAGCAGGAUAUCCGAGGGAACGUGAGCUCCGGACGAACGGAGGGGGGUGCUGGAGAGAGAGAUUCCUCAUAGCUGAGGGAUAAUCGAGCCGAGAUUGAGGUCUAUCGAAUAUAAAAGAGAAAGUUCUCACAUCAAAAUGCGCUAUUAUGAAUUUAAGGGCAGAAAUUGCAUUCUGAGCUGUAAAAAUAUAAAUUAAAAAUACGUAAAUUUAAAAGAAGAGUGCUUGUUAUUAUAAGUAUCUUGAAAUUUAAAAAUAUACAGAUUACAUAAUACAUUUCUACAAGACAAUAAAGACUUGAAAUUGCUCAAGGAAUUGCUUGUAUGAAAAUUAUGAUUUUACAUAAUCAAAAUGAUUGGUUAAAAAAAUACAGUUUACAAUUUAAUAUAUAAAAUAUGUAAAAGAUUUUUUAAGAAAUAUUUCACAAUCUCAAUAAUCAUUAAUUUAACCUCAAUAAAUGAAAGAAGGAGUACAAAUGAAUAGCGCCUUGCUUGAAACUCUUCGAUAUUCGAUAGACAUUGGUAAAGAUUAUAGAAGUAUAUAAAAAAGACAGAUGAUAAAUCAAGCCAUCAUCCUAAUUAAUCGAAAUUUCAAUCAAAUUUUACGCGAAGGAAUCAAAGCGUCGCAUUCCGCUAAUUAGUCGAUAAUGAAGAAUCUCUAGUCGUUAAAGGAGACGAAAAAUGUGGUGGACGGCUCAAUAUGAAUCGACGGCGAUGAAGAUGUAAAAAAGAAAUACUCUAGCCACUACAGUGUUAGAUGUUCCUUGUACAUAACAUGAAUUUAUAUAUACCAUGAAGACGCCAAAGUUUGCUACUUUCUAAGAGAACCGUAUUUGCAUCACGCGUAUCAUUUAUAUUCUUUUGUUUUCUGGUUGGUGUGUUGAUAUCCACGCGUGACGUCGCGUCGUGUUGUUGUAAUGUAGGGGAAUGAACGUAGAACAAUAUUUCGAGAGCAUAACGAGCGAGUUUGUUCAUCGAUGAAAAUGGAGUUUCAAAUUUUUUUUAAUUUUUAGUUUUUCAAUUUUUCUAAAUUUUGAAUUCUUUUUUUGUAAAAUAUCUUGUCUGUUAUACCACAUACAGAAUUUUCUUUUAAAUCCUUUAUUUAUUUAUAAGUUUCAACUUCUUAACCAUACUACAUAAAUUAAGACUAACUAACGGGAACCAUCGAUGCAAGUGAUAUCGCUCGUUAUCAUUGCUCCAGUUAAUACGACUGCCAUGCAGGUGGCUCCAUUGCGAACGUACGAGUAUGUAUUGCACAUGUGAAUUAUGAUACAUGAUACGCACAUAGCAUGAUCUUCGUACCCUCUCCAUGUACGCGUAUCUACAUACACAGACACAUACACACGCACACACACACACAUAUGUGUUUUAUAUAUACAUAUAUAUAUAUAUAUAUAAUGAGGCCGGAUAAUUUGAAAUCAUUGUCAUGGAUGUUUUUAAUUUUCUUCAUUUCUUCCAACACAUCUCUUUGUAUAUUAAAUAUGAGCUACUACAAAGCAAUGUAAGUAUUAUUCUUUAUACUUUCAUAUUUUUUAUACUUCCUUUGAAUUCUUAACAUUUCUUAACAUUUUUACAGAGUGAUGAACCUUGUUAAAUAACGUGUUUUACAUUCAGACGUGUCAUUCACGAUGUAAGUUGAUUUCCUUAGGAACUGUUAUCUUUCUCGCAAAACAUCACGAAACAAUCCGAUGUAUUUAAUCAUGUGGUAUAGAUACUUCAAAGUUCAACUUCCAUCGGAUACAUGGUAUGUGAUUAUCUUUUUUUGUAUAAAUAUAUACAUAUAUAGGUGUAAAAUAAAGAUUAACGUAAACUAUUAUGCAUAAUACACUGCCACAAAACUACAGAAACUAAUAUGGAAGGCUCACAUACAUACGAACUGCAAUUCUUUACAUAUUUCAUAAAAUAAUAAAUUUAUAAAAUAAAUUAAUCUAUUUAUUUAAAAAUACUAAACAAAGUAUACGCGUAUCAAUGCAAUGGAAACUUCAAAAUUGAUUUAUUAAAAUAAAAUUUUCCUUUAACCACUUUAUGAAAUUUUUUUGACCACUUUACAUGAAAUAAAUCAUUUAUUUUCAAGAUUAAGCAUUCAAUAAGUUUAAAGAUUUAAAUCUUUAAAUUAGAAGAAUAAAAAUUCAAUAAAUUGUGAAUGUUAUUAAAGUCCUCUUUGCAAAGAACCACAUUGCAUAUAUUGAUAAAUCGAUAGAGGAAAGUCAAAGUUUUGUACAUAUGCACCUUUGCUAAAGAUGAAAAGAAAAACAAAGGCUGCAUCUUGCUUGCUUUCUGAGCAAAACGAGACGAUCGCGGCCACGAAGUGGCUUAGUUAGCUCCUGAAAUCCUUGAAUCUUUGGGUCCUCAUAAUCAAAGGAUCUUACCGUCCUAGAAGGAUCUUAUACUUUUGUAUUGAACUAACUCGAGUUCGUAGAGCGGAAAGAUCCCAAAUUGGCUGCAAAAACACCUGCUCAUAAAACGUGGAUAAAGGAAGAAUGUAAAAAUAUCCUGGAGCCGUGAUGUCUGACAGAAGUAAAAUGGCGAAACGAUACAGGUGCGUUCGUGAUUGGAAUUGUGGAAAAAAGAAAAUAAAGAGAGAGAAAAAAAACGACGCCAUAUCGCCGAACGUAAAUUGUAGCAGCACUCGCAAGCGUAAAAUAAAUAUUGUGGGCGUUGUACGAUAUCAUCAUCAAGUAUGGGACAAUCCGAAUAUAUUAAAAAUUAAGGAACAAAGCUGGUAAUAGUAAGUAAAAAUGAGCGGAAGAAGGAUAAUUAGGGAGAGAAAGAAAAUGAAAAGAAAAAUAUGUCGAACAGUUAAGCAGAUGUUUAAGAAAUUUAAAUAACAUAUUAUAUAUAAUAUACACAUAUUACACAUUGUAAUAAAUUAUUAUAUGACGGAUAUUAUUAUAUUUAUGUGAGACCUUUAGCUCUCUCUGGCCUCGCGCUCUCCUAGAACGAUACCUCGAUUAUACUUUCCGGCCGAGGGCGAGGCUACCUGUUACGUUUAACGUUUUGUUGUCAAAUUGUAAAUACAUAACAAUAUACAUGGAAA